AUGUUUAUGAAUUUCAUUAAAGAAGCCAUUUGUGAUAAUAACGAUGAAGUGUAUAAAUACCUUCUCGGCUGGAUUGCAGCAAUGAUUCAACAUCCUGGAAUCAAGAAUGAAACAGCAAUUAUUUUGAAAGGACUUCAGGGAACAGGUAAAAACAGAUUUACAGAUAUUAUUUCUGAACUUCUCGCAGGUUAUUCAUGUAAAAACAUUACCGAAAUAGGUGAGCUAACGGGUAAUUUCAACUCAGUAGUUGAAAAUAAAAUGUUUCUUGUACUUAAUGAACUCAAGAAUGUAGGUGAAGACAGACUCGCAAACUUCAACGCUUUGAAAUCAAUUAUUACGGAUAAUGAGAUUAGAAUUAAUGAAAAGAAUCAACCCAGAAGAACUGCUCAGAAUGUUGCAAACUUCAUUUUCGUAACUAACAACGUCUACCCUGUCAAAAUUGAAGUUGGAGACAGAAGAUACGUAGUUUUAAGAG
Messenger RNA from Trichomonas vaginalis G3, 475 nucleotides. RefSeq lists its product as uncharacterized. The transcript has a single exon. The annotation marks the transcript as partial. The record is from RefSeq and is a predicted model, not a curated record. Lineage: Eukaryota; Parabasalia; Trichomonadida; Trichomonadidae.